Molecule: messenger RNA, 996 nt
Organism: Aspergillus mulundensis
Lineage: Eukaryota; Fungi; Ascomycota; Eurotiomycetes; Eurotiales; Aspergillaceae
Product: chitin synthase export chaperone
Exons: 3
Coding region: 1-996 (331 amino acids)
Biological process (GO): protein folding
Cellular component (GO): endoplasmic reticulum membrane
Source: RefSeq, a predicted model, not a curated record
AUGGGCUUCGGUGACUUUGACGAGAUCUGCAAGAGGGCAGCACUGCCGCUUUGUUCUUUGGUUGGUCCCUCGUCCGCGAUAUCAGGUUUUACCGGAAUUAUACCGAACUGCUAUGCGCGAAAUAUUGAGCUGGCCAACACGAUUAUCUUCGAAGGCGCUGCCUCAUUUCUGCAUAUUAUUGCGCUAGGGAUGACGGUGAUUAUGAUCCUGCAUAUCAGAUCGAAAUUCACCGCUGUGGGGCGAAAGGAGAUCAUAACAUUCUUUUACAUUUACAUGGCGCUUACCGUUAUUUCGCUGGUCAUCGACGCAGGCGUAGUACCUCCUCGAAGCGGUCCUUUCCCGUGGUUUGUCGCCGUCCAGAAUGGCUUGGCUUCCGCGCUGUGUACAAGUCUGCUCGUCAACGGGUUCGUCGGGUUCCAACUGUAUGAGGACGGAACUGCACUCUCUGUCUGGCUGCUCCGGUUAACGUCAACGGUCAUGUUCGCCGUGUCCUUUCUAAUCUCAAUCCUAACAUUCAAGUCCUGGGGCGGUCUAAGUCCGACAAAUACGCUUGCCUUGUUUAUCGUUUUGUAUAUCAUUAAUGCAAUCUGCAUCGCUGUCUAUCUGGUCAUGCAGCUUCUACUCGUCCUCAACACCCUCGAGGACCGCUGGCCCCUCGGCCAUAUCGCAUUCGGCUUGCUCGUUUUCAUCGCGGGACAAGUCAUUAUGUACGCUUUUGGAGAUGUCAUUUGCGAUAACGUUCAGCAUUACCUGGAUGGGCUGUUCUUCGCUACUUUCUGUAAUCUUCUCGCUGUCAUGAUGGUAUACAAGUUCUGGGACUAUAUCACAAAAGAAGACCUCGAAUUCUCCGUCGGAAUCAAGCCAAACAACUGGGAAGUCAAGGAGCUUCUUCCUGAGGAGGACCGCCGGACUAUGGUCUACCAGGAUACGAAUUCGGAGUAUGCCGGAAGCAUGUAUCAUCAUCGUGCAUCGACCUAUAACGGUCACGGCUAUUAA